AUGCCAACACAAUCAUCUGAUCCCACAUCAACCACCUCUUCACCACCUAUUCAAUUACGAGUCCGAAUUGCCGACAACUCCAAAAUCAAAGAUGAAAAAUUUGUCAUGAUGGACUCUAGUAUAAUACCGAGUUUGGAUGAAUUCGGAAAGAUGGCAAAAUCCAAGCUAAAUUUGAAAAAGAAAAUUGUUGCAAUAUAUAAUGGAAAGACAGGCCAAGAAGUCUUGGAUCAAAAUUACUUUUCUAAUUUAAUUUCUGAAUUUGUUCAAGCAAAACGAAAUCAAUUGAAUAGUUCAGGAAAUUUAGGAACGUCUUCCAAACCAUCGAAUGACCUUUUCUUUGUCUUUUCAACCAAUGAAAAACAAAAAUUUCAAGGAAAGGUCGAAACAAGCCAAGCUCCGACCUUGCAACAGCCGUCACAAACAGAAAUUUCAAAUAACACUGCUAUGAACACACACCAAUUACCUCCUGAAGUGACCAUUCUCAUCAAGGAUAGUUGGCUCGAUGAUGGAGCCAUUAAGCAACUACAAGAAACAGCUCGAACUCUCAAAGGAGCUCGGCGUUUAGUCGGUGAACCAGACCUCCACCCCGGCAAAACCUUUCCUGUGGGCGCAGUCAUUGCCACUCAACAUUACAUUUAUCCACCAUUGGUAGGAAAUGACAUUGGUUGUGGAAUGAGUUUAUACAAGACAAAUUUAUCGUCAAGUACUGGUGUGAAACAGUUAGAAAAAUGGGUCAAACGAUUGCAUGGACUGGAGAGAGGAGGAAUUACUGGCGAUGAAACAAGACCAGUUCUUGAUAUUGAGAAGGACCUGUUUGAAGUGAGCAUGACAACAACUACUCGAUCGAUUCCUUUUGAUCUAAGUAGUAGUGAUAAUGAUGUCCAUGAAGACAACAACAAAUCAUUCAGCAUUGAUUCUCAAACACAUUCCUCUGUAGUGCUGCUGGAUGACAAACACACGUCCAAUUUUAUUGAACGAUAUUUAAAAUAUUUUCAGGUCGAUUUGGGAAGUUUGGCUGAUGUAACACCCUCUCUCGAGGAACUCAAUCAGCUUGAAAAGGAACAAGCAGAAGAUUCAAAACAGCAACCAUCACAGUCCGAAACUUCACAACACACUCACACCUAUGAAAAUAAGGCUCUUGAAUUUGCUCUUCGACAAUUAGGAACAGUGGGUGGUGGUAAUCACUUUGCAGAAUUACAAAUCAUUGAAAAGGUUUGCAACUCGAAAAUUUUCCUUCAAGAACUUGGCCUUACUGAAGAUUUAUGCUACUUGAUGGUUCACAGUGGAAGUCGUUCUCUUGGAGAUCAUAUUUUGGGCGAACAUGAAAAAAAGUUUGGAAAUGAAGGAUUAUUAUUUGACUCUCCCGAUGCUCAAUAUUACUUGAAGCACCAUGACAAUGCAUGUAGAUGGGCCCAGGCAAAUAGAGGUCUCAUUGCAAGAAAAUUUUUGUCAUGCCUUAAUGGAACCGGUCAACAAAUUCUUGACAUUUGUCACAACAAUGUCGUUGAAAAACAAAUCGGAGAUGAAAAAUUAUUUAUUCACAGAAAAGGAGCUGCUCCAACGGAUCAAGGCUAUUUUGUUAUUCCAGGUUCAAGAGGCUCCUUUUCUUAUCUUGUUAGAGGACGUGAGGAAGAUGUCACGAGUCAAAUUCGAUGCAACUUCAGUGCAGCUCAUGGAGCAGGUAGAAAAUGGAAGCGUUCCAAAUCGGUAGGAAUGUCCAGCAACACUAAAGAAAAUAUUCAAUCCUUCACCACCACGGAACUAGGCUCAAAAGUCAUUUGUGAAGACAAGACGCUUCUAUUUGAGGAACAACCUGCAGCGUAUAAGGAUAUCGAUACAGUAAUUUCAGAUUUGGAACAUUUUGGAGUGAUUGAGGUGAUAGCCAUUUUGAGGCCUUUGAUUACUUACAAGAUGAGAAGUUGUUGUUAUGAAUAG
Molecule: messenger RNA, 1935 nt
Organism: Naegleria fowleri
Lineage: Eukaryota; Heterolobosea; Eutetramitea; Acrasida; Naegleriidae
Exons: 1
Coding region: 1-1935 (644 amino acids)
Biological process (GO): RNA processing
Molecular function (GO): RNA ligase (ATP) activity
Source: RefSeq, a predicted model, not a curated record